CCAACAGACGGGCUCGUCCGGGACAUUCAGUGAAUGAAGUAAAAAUAAAUGAAAUAAAAUUUAAAAAAGGCAAAUGUCCAAAUCUGUCACACAGUUUAUUUUAAGAAGAAAAUAAUGAUCAAGAAUGUUCUUUUUUUUUUUAUUUAACUAUUUAGAAUGAUUUUUAACUCUUAAUUCAUAUGUUCGGUUUUAAAAUAGUUGUAUCCAUCCCUUUCCAAGAGCGCUUCUCUCCAGUUGGGGUCGCGGGUUCGCACAAGGUUCCGCCAGCCCACUUCGGGCGAAAGGUGGACUACACCUUGAACUGGUCGCCGGUCAGUCCCAGGGCACAUGUUGACAACUGUUAUUGACUGAGGAAAAAUUGAUAAAAAAUGAUGACAUUUGAAAAAGCAAUCAUGAUGUUCCAGAAAGGGACAAAUGAACGCGGCAACUUUCGCUGAUGUAGAAAAGCGGCCCGGCGUUACAAAACAGAACACGACGGAUGCGACCCGCGGGCCGCGCGUUGCUCGAAGGUCUCGAGCGGCAAACUACGCGAGUGUCAAUAAUGAGAGCUUCUAGUUGACGUUUGGAGCCGGCCGGGGUGCGGCCGUACAUUUGCAUUGUGGAGUCACGAAGCUUCUUCCGCCCGAUGAAACGGCCGCCGUUGUUUGGCUGGCACACAAAAGAGGUGAACUUGCCCCCCCCCCCCACACCCCCCCAACAGGACCACCGCCACAAAACCGGCAACCUCUCUGGCGUCGACGCGCGUCGACUUUCCCUCCAGUGCUGUACUUUAUUUCUUUUCCAGUCCGUUCAAACGUUCAUCGGUGCACGUCUGGCAGGAUGUCGCCGAGGCGCUAAACGCUACGCCGACAGCUGCCACGUUCAACUUGAAUAAUUCGGUUUUUAAUUUCCUCGGCACAUGAACCGGGAGACUUGGCUCGGUGUUUCCUUCCCAUAUCUGAAGGAGCUGGAAAAGAAAGUUGGCCGCAAAACACCUGAAAGUUUUCUGCUUUGGAUGAGGGACGACGUGGAGGCCGACGACCACAACUCGCAUUUCGGCCAGAGUUUUACCGACAGGUUACGCAACCUCAAACAAGACGUGAGGUGGGUGCGCAGCGCCGACGUGAGGAUUCUUCGCCAGCUGGCUGCCGUGCACGAGGGCAUCGAGUCCGCGCGCUGGUUCCUGUCGGAAUCGAGCGCCUUGGACGGCGGCCCGACGGCGAGCGGAAGAGCACGCGAGCCCGGCGUUUCCCUUUCCAAGCAAGGACGUUCCGAGAUUAACGUACCCGGAAGAUUUGUCCGCCAUCUUGGGUCCGAGGAGCUGCGUGGAACCUUCGAGCCGCCCCGCAAACCGUUUGCUCCACGAAGACUUCCGAGAUUCUCGAAGUCAGCACCGGGAAGCUUCGCGGGACCUCCGCCUCGGAUCCGACAGCGUCAAGGCCGAGCGCCAAAACGCAGAAGAGGACGAGGAGACGGCGGCGCUUUUGUUCGACUACGACGCUCGCUGGUGCUGGAUCGAGUCACGCGACGAUGUCACGUUUUUAUAAAAAAAAAAAAACCAAAAAACUCAUUUUCCUGCAGUUUGAUAAAUAAUCAUGGAUGCAUGGUAUGAAAUCCCUCCCACGGUGGAAAAACACAGUCCCUUUUGGUGAUUUGAAAUUCUACGUCUCCAAAGUAAAGUCAGUUAAAAUUGCCGUUUGGAAUACAUUUCUUGCAUAAUGCUAAAGGAAAAAGUGUGGAAAAAAAUUCAGAAAUAAUUAACGCGUUUCCUUUCUGCAAUACAAUUGCACAAAGCCGAGAAGAGAUUAUGUCUUCAAAAAUAUUUGGAGUCCCAUAAAUGGAUUUCAUACAGUAUGCUCUGAAUAUGCUUCAUAUACUGUAUCCGUAUGGGUUGUCGUCGUUGUUUUGGGGUUUGUCUGUGGUUUGUCAAAAGUAAUAUCAAAUAAAGCGUUAACACCGAUUCAUGCAUCAUUCAAAAAGGAGUCUCCAUAUUUCGAACUUCAUGAAAGUAUUUCAUAAUAUUUUUAGAGUACAGAAGAAAGAUAAAAUUAUAAUCUGGGACAUU
Syngnathoides biaculeatus (alligator pipefish) is the source of this 2044-nucleotide messenger RNA. Its product is annotated as leucine rich adaptor protein 1-like. NCBI's taxonomy places the organism in Eukaryota, Metazoa, Chordata, Actinopteri, Syngnathiformes, Syngnathidae. The transcript is spliced from 3 exons. The coding region runs from base 899 to 1591 and encodes 230 amino acids. Gene Ontology annotation, biological process: positive regulation of canonical NF-kappaB signal transduction; positive regulation of cytokine production. The record is from RefSeq and is a predicted model, not a curated record.